GAGGGAACUAGAACCUCCUGUACCUACUUCCUCCAGCUUCUUUGCAACACCCAGCUUCAAAGUUGCAUAGUCUAGAGCAUCUUAGUCACAGAUAUGGAAGUGUGAACUAGAAGCACGCAAGAAAAAGCUUAGAAGAGUAAUUCAGCUGAAUUUUAGCUUUUGUGUAUCCUGCUUGAACAAAAUACACUUAUUGGACAACUAUAGGAAGAAAACUGCAGAACAGAACAGUUACAAAUGGAAAAUGCAAACACUGAAAAAAAAGAGAAAUUACAUUUAUAUCAACAUGCUGAAAAGUGGACAAAAGAAGAAGUCAAACAAUUCUUAACUGAAAUUCUCAAGAUUGAUCAGAAAUACGCAGAAGUCUUGUAUGAGCAAGAUGUAACUGGUUCUACUUUGAAACUGUUGACUAAAGCAGAUCUGGUGGAUAUGAGCAUACCUCAUGGGCCUGCUAUUCAAAUCAUUCAUUUGCUGAAAAAGCAUGGCAUUCUAACUGAAAGUUCAAACCAGGCUGAGGGACAAGAAGGCAGUAAACAGAGUCUUGAUGGAGAAGAUGAUGAAGAAAUUGUAAAGAACGAGUGGAAGAAGAAAUACAGGUCAUUUAAUUCCAGUAUACUGCAGGAUUCUGAACUGGAGCCUGUAGAAGAUAAAACAGCAAUAAAGUCAGCUGACAAGGAGAAUGUAUCAGAGAAUUCACUGUCAAGCAGCCAGCACCCAACGAGAAACAUGUGUAUGCCACAUCCUUUUGAUAAUUUCAGUGAUGGUACUCGAUAUAUACAACAUCAUAUUCUUAAUGUCCCUGAAACAGGGCCACUCAACCUCAUUGAUCCAGCACAUGAAUUCAAAUUACUUUCCAACACAGAGAAUGCACUAGAAGAAGACAUUAAAAUGAAAUUUAGCAAUGAAGUCUUUAGGUUUGCUGCAGCCUGCAUGAACUCUCGCACAAAUGGCACUAUUCAUUUUGGAAUACGUGACAAUCCACAUGGGGAAAUCGAAGGAAUAAAAGUUACCAAGAAAGAAGCCUACAUCGACCAUUUUAAUAGAUACAUUGAAAAGUACUUCGAUGAGCAAUACAUUGGAGCUGCAAAAGCUUGCAUUAGAGAACCUAGAUUUGUGGAAGUGUUGUUACCAAAUGGAACUCCAUCAGAUACGUUUGUCAUUGAAACAGAUGUGGUUCCCAGACACUCCAUCUGUAAUACAAAAUAUUUCUGUACCAACACAUACGACUUUAAGAGCAAGUGUUUCAGAAAAGCUGUCUUCAUCCGCGAUGGAGCUAGUUCUAAAAAUAUUAAAAAUACAAAUGAAUUUGAAAAGUUUAAAUGUAACUUGACAUUGAUAGCAGAUUCUCGUAAAAGAGCAGAGGAAGAAUAUAACUUAAAGAAAAAGAUGACAACGAAUGAAGGACUAAAGCUAGUUAGUCUGCUCACUGGCAACAGAGACAUUCUAGAUGACUCUUAUUAUGACUACUACAUUUUGGUAACAAACAAAUGCCAUCCAAGUCAAACUUUACACUUAGACUUUUUACAGGAAAUUAAAUGGUUUGCUGUGCUUGAUUUUGACUCUGAAUCAGAAACAAAUGGUGUAUUUAAGACUUACCAAAAAACUCGAAAUGCCAAACUUCACUUCCCAUAUCAUUAUGAAAACAAGGUGGGUUCAGUUUCAGAACAAGCUGAGAAGUUGAAUUUGCAUCAGGAGACAAACUGGAUUUUCUGCAAUGGUGGAUCAGACUUCAAAGGCAAUAAACAACUACCAUUAGAUCCCGCUUCGUGGCAACGAGAUAGGGCUGCUGAAGUCAGAAAGAUGGUUUCAUUUCUUUCACACAAAGACGUAAAGCAGAGUGGGAAGUUUUUAAUAGUGUUUCUUUUGCUUUCCCGAGUGGAAAAUCCAUCGGAUCCCCUUGCUGAGACAUUUGUUACAUUUUACCAAGAAUUAAAGGGACUAGAAGACAUGGCCUGCAUUUGUAUUGGUGCAGGUACAGACCAGCGAUGGAAAGAUCUUCUUCAUGCUAGAGGCAUAAGAGAAGAAGCACUUUCAAAUAAAUGUGUUUCUAAUUUAACCCUGGAAAUGGUAAAUGGUACCAUCAUAAAAGCGAAAUCAGUGACACAGUCAUCUAAAAGACUUCUGCCCUCCAUUGGUGGUUCUACCAUUCUUCUAAAGAAAAAUGAAGAUUUCAUAGCAGCAUUGGAAAUCUUAUGUGAAAAUGAAUGCAAGGACACAGAGAUAGAGAAGGAUAAAGAACAAUUUAAAAAAUUCAUGAAAGAGCGGGAAAAAGAUUUUUAUCGAGGUGGUAGAGUGACAUGGUGGAAUUUUUAUUUUUCUUCUGAAAAUUACACAUCGGUUUUUGUCAAAAGGGAUCGUUAUGAAAACCUUGAACAACUAAUUGUGUCUUCAGCUAACAGUGCUAAUCAGUCGCCUGUAAAAAUUAUCAACCUUUACCACCAUCCUGGCUGUGGUGGGACAACAUUAGCUAUGCAUAUCCUCUGGAAUCUCCGGAAGCAAUUCAGAUGUGCUGUUCUCAAAAACAAAACGAGUGAUUUUGGAACACAAGUGGCAACUUUAAUCACCUAUGGAGCAAGCAAGGACAGUGGCUAUUUACCAGUGUUACUUCUUGUGGAUGACUUUGAAGAUCAAGAAAAUGUCUAUCUUCUGCAAAAAGAAAUUCAGGCAGCUAUAACAGAAAAAUGUAUUCAGUAUGUAAAUCCUUUAGUGAUCAUUUUAAAUUGUAUGAGAUCUCAGAAUCCUGAUGAAAAUUCAACAAUCAAUUCCUUGAACAGUAUUUCUUUAAAACAGAUUCUUUCUGAGAAAGAGCAAAGGGCAUUUGAACAGAAACUAAAAGAUAUUGAAAAGAUGCAUCCAAAUCCCAAUAAUUUCUAUUCUUUUAUGAUUAUGAAGGAAAACUUUGAUCCAAAGUACAUAGAAAAAGUGGUUAAAAAUACCUUGCGUAACUUGAAUAUAAACUCUAAAUCAGCACAACUUGUUUACUAUCUCACGCUCUUAAAUGCUUAUGUAAGAACAUCUACACUUUCAAUAUCACUAUGUGAAGAUUUCUUGGGAAUUAAUUCUCGAGAGACAGGCAACAAAGUUAAACUGAUAGAAAAAAUGGGAAUUUGUUCCAAUAUUUUAAUGUAUGUUCAAGUACAAGAAUACACGACAUACCAAGGUCUACGCAUCAUUCACCCAUUAAUAGCACAGUGGUGCCUAACAGAAUUUAAACUAACCUAUAACUUGUCUAAAAGUGAAAUUACAUUGCGAUUAUUGAAGGAGGAUUUGCUUUAUGAGAAUUCAUUAAAACAAGACAAACUUAUUCGUGAUAUAUUAACCCUACUGAUUACUAGACAGCGCAAAGAACAUGGCUAUGAGUCAGACACAUGGUUCUCCCCAUUAAUUGAAGCCAUUCAUAAGGAAGAAAAGUCUGUUAAUGUGGAAUGUGUGUUAAAACAAGCAUCCACUAGAUUUAAGAAAAACGGUCACAUUUGCCAAGCCUUGGCAAGAUACUUCUACAUUAAAGAAAAUAAAUUUGACUUAGCAUUAUUCUGGGCCAAAGAAGCCAAAGACCGAGCACCACACAGUUCAUACAUAUCAGAUACACUAGGUCAAGUCUUUAAACGCCAGCUAAGAUACUGGGUAGAGCACAGAGGAAAGAGUGCAGCCCUAACAGCUGAGGAACUGAAGUAUUUGCUAGAUCUUGCUCAAAAUGCUUCAUGGGCUUUCAGAAUAUCUCAGCAGCAAGCUAAGAAUGCAGACAUUGAACAGCAUUUGCAGCAUCAAAAACUUAAAAGAAAGUUUCAAAAUUACAAUACUUUGGGUUAUCAGGGAGAGAUAGAAACUGGUCUUUAUGUUAUUGAUGUCCUGCAGCACAUUCCCUUUUUCAGCAAAGAAGACUCACAGUGUAGGAAAAGAAUGAUAAAGUAUCUAUCAGGAAAUAGUGAUUUGAAUUUAGAUAGCCCUAGCAUAGAGAGUGAGGCUCUUAAACAUUAUUCCAGCUUUUUAAAUAAUUUGCGAUCACAAUUAAAAAGGGCAUUUGACUUCCUUGAAGACUACUUUGUGUUUUUCAAAACACAGACAAAUGAAAGAGAAAUUGUAGAGGCGAAAAUGUCUGAGACAGUUCGAGAAUGUUUUACAAAAUACACAAAAAUAUUUUGUGAUUCCAGUGUUGAGCAACUGAGAAGUCAACAGGUCUUAGGGCGGCCCUUGUCUCAGAAAAUAGAAGCAUACAGAAAGACUGUGGAGGCUUCCAAAGCAGACUCAUUUUCUGGAAUUUUGGCAUACCUUUACAAAAGCCAUAGAAAUGCUGACAGAGAAAUAGAAGACAUAGUAAAUGCAUAUGCAUUUCUAUGUGAGGAGAAUUCACAAGCAACUCUGAAGGAAAAACAGAAUUUUAUUUUGGCAAAUGUUGUUCUGAACUGCAUUAAACCUGAAUCCACCAAGUUACGUCAUUUUGAGGAGCUGAGAAGUCAACUUGUAAGUAUUCUAGAGAAAGUGGAACCAAAUUCAUACUGUGUAGAGCCUUUCUUCCUUGCCUCUUUGUUGUUCUGGCCAGAAAAUAGAAAACAACUAAAUGAAGAUUCUAGAAAAAUGGACAACUAUGUUAGACACCUAAGUGAAUCUUUCAAAGAGCUCUAUGGAACUGUGUGUCGUUCCAAGCAACCUGUAGCUCAUUUCUAUCUUGCAAAAGGCAGGGGCCUAAACAGACUUGUUCACAAAAGAAAGAUAGAUCAGCUUUUUAGCUCACUUUCAGAACAGGAACUGAAUGUCUUCUGGCAGAAUGGAAAUAUCUGGAAGGAAAAGGCUGUUCAUGAUCUUUUGCUUCCUUUGGAUGGAAGAGCUGAGGGUACAGUUAUCUACAUAAACUAUGGCAGCAAUGAACCCUUUAGGAUACCAGUGAAGCCUGUUCCUUCAUGUCUACUGAAAAAUGGCCCAAACAUACAAAGAGUGUCUUUUUACCUUGGCUUUUCCAUCGCUGGUCUCUUGGCAUACAAUGUACGCAGUUUAUAAUUAAAACAAUAAGGAUUUCAGGUUCAGGUUUUCAGGCAAAAUCAUCCUUAGCAUUUUUUUACCAAUAACUAUAAAUGAAAAUAAAUGGCUGUCCAUCAUGCUUCCCUCCUCAGUACGCCAGUCUUCGUGCUUAGCUAAUAACCAAGCUGUACAUAUUGUGAAAGGACAGAAGCACUUUUACUCUCUCAUAGCGUUUCUAAAUGUGUGAUUGUUAAAGAUACUACUACUUUCUGCUCUUCUGUAAAAACACCCUAGUUGUCAUUGGAAGCCAAACAGAUUUUCUUCUUUUGUGGUGGGCCUACUUCCAGUGAGCUCCUUCCAGUGAUGGAUGGAUACAUUUCUUAAGUUUGAUCCUUGCAAAACCAUGCAAUUUAAAUAUUUUAAAUGGUCGCCAACUGCAUUGACUUCCUCACAUGUGUAAAACUGCCUGUAAUGUUCAGGCAUGAUGUUCCAAAAAAGUAAAAUAUACUGGUGUGACACCAGAAACAACAAGUUACUGCUCCCUAGGUGGGAGGCGGGAGUGUGCAAAGUGUUGCAUUUUACACUAUGUGUAUGUGAUUCAUGACAACUAGAGGAGUUCGAUAAAAUUAGCACCUUGAGAAAUGUCUGAAGGAUUGAUCUUUUUUCAGCCUAUGAGUCCUCUUUGCUCUCAGUGUCAGGUAGGCAAAAAUAAAUGACUUCUCAGCAGAAGAUUAAUAAAAACAAAUCAACGACAACAAGAAAAGAACAAAGCAGCAUGUCAUUCUGGUGUAGUGCAGCUCUUCUUUCAGUUGCAAAUAUGCCAAAGCAGCUUUAUUAUAUAAUCCGGACUAUAGCCAAAAUACAUUUCUGUUGGCAACUUCCUAUUGCAAUGACCAUCUCCCACUGAUUGCAUGCUUUGUUUUGCUUUGUUUUGUUUUUAAUAGUAUGGUUUUAUUUCAUGUAGGAUACUAUAGAGUCAAUUUUCAUAGUAAUUCAUUAUUUGCUCUAAUUGGUUCUUAGGAGAUCACUGUACAAUUUACCAAUGACUAUUUACCCUUCCAAAUAAAGAUUUACAGCAAAUAACUUGCAAUGUCUUCAUGGCAACUGAAGACUUCAUCUUAGUCCGUCAUGUCU
Messenger RNA from Oxyura jamaicensis (ruddy duck), 6087 nucleotides. It is a transcript of the gene SAMD9L, whose product is annotated as sterile alpha motif domain containing 9 like. NCBI's taxonomy places the organism in Eukaryota, Metazoa, Chordata, Aves, Anseriformes, Anatidae. The coding region runs from base 235 to 4992 and encodes 1585 amino acids. Gene Ontology annotation, molecular function: protein binding. The record is from RefSeq and is a predicted model, not a curated record. The transcript is spliced from 3 exons. Gene Ontology annotation, cellular component: cytoplasm.